Molecule: messenger RNA, 1869 nt
Organism: Morchella sextelata
Lineage: Eukaryota; Fungi; Ascomycota; Pezizomycetes; Pezizales; Morchellaceae
Exons: 6
Coding region: 1-1869 (622 amino acids)
Source: RefSeq, a predicted model, not a curated record
AUGAAGACACUUCAAGCCAUCUGUCUCCUCGCCCUCAGCAAGGGCGUACUCUCCACACUGGUUCAGGAACCUUUGGGAUUCGAACCAUCUUUCGACCAAGUCGUUGCUCAUGAAAGCGAUAGUUCCCCACCCCCCAAGCAGAGAAGUCCCUCAUUCCAAGAUCCAUUUGAGCCACCAGCGGCUGGUGGAGGCCGUGAUCCUUGGGUGCUCAAUCUUUUACAAUUGACUGGUGAAGGUGAUGAUGAGGAGAAUGAAGUUGAAGAUGUAGACGAAGAUACUGGUUUCCCGGUUGUGCAUUUGGACUACGUCUCCCACAGAGCUACAACAUACCACAAAAAAGGAGAGUACUACACUUACAAAAACAUUCGUUACGCUGCUCCUCCUACUGGAAAGCGUCGAUUCGCUGCUCCACAGCCUCCGCUUGUGCAGGAAGGAAUCCAGACAGGUGUAAAGGGCCACUCAUGUAUUCAGGAAAUUCCAGACUGGAUCUCGAACGUGACGAUUGCUCGAUGGAUGAUAAAGAACGCAAUCUUCGGUGGUAUAAAUGAUAAUGAGGACUGCUUGUUUCUAGAUGUUGCUGCUCCCAAAAAUGCAACAAAGGAAUCUAAGCUGCCGGUUAUUGUAUGGAUCUAUGGAGGAGGCUACAUUUUCGGAAGGAAGGAUUGGUACCCCUACAAUCCUACGGGGAUGAUGAGGAGAACUGAGGGAGGUGUGGUGUAUGUUGCUAUGAAUUACAGGAUGGGAGCUUACGGCUUCAUGGCGGGACCUCUAUUUUCGCAAGAAAGGAAAGAAGGUGUUCUCGACGCCGUUUCUAACGCCGCUCUCCACGAUCAAAGAUACGCGCUACAUUGGGUCCAAAAAUACAUUGCGGAGUUCGGUGGAGACCCUGAUAAUGUCACCAUUAUGGGCGAGAGUGCAGGUGGAGGAUCAGUCCUCCAUCAGAUGAUCUGGCGAGAUAAGGAAGAGGAGAAGGCACCCUUCAAGAGAGCGAUCCCGCAAAGUCCGGGUUGGGUUCCGAACGCUGGAGGAUUUAAAGCAGCAGAUGAUCUCCAGGACGCCACUUACAAGAGAUUUCUGAAGGAAACUGGGUGUUUUAACCUCGCAUGCCUGAGGGCUGUACCUUCUUGGCUGCUUAAGAGGGCGAAUGAGAGGUUGAUUAGAGAUUCACCACACGCCGUCGAUGGGAAGCAUAUCACCGAUCUUCCCGGAAGGAUGCUCAAGGACGGGAAAUUCAACAAGGACCUCGAUGUCUUGGUUGGUGGUGUCGGAAUGGAGGGCGCUGCAUUCGCAGAUAAAUCAGUGGACAGCGAGGAAAAGCUAGAGACCUACCUCAAAUCUAAUCUUCCUCUUUCAACACAGGCAACCCGCGAUACUAUCAAAGAAAUGUACCCUCUCUCUAGGUACAACGGCAACUGGACCGCCCGUGUCAUCAAUCUCGCCGGUGAAUCUUUCAUCGAUUGCAAUGCCUACAUGCUUGGUGAAGCUUAUGGCGGCAAUUCAUACCACUACAUGUUGAACAGGACAUUCGUCGACGAAGUUGAACCUGCAGGUCACGGUGCAGAUGUUAAAUAUACGUUCUACAACAACUGGCCGUUGGUUGGAAAGGCUAAUUCAUACAUCGCGCUGGCGAUGCAAGCUUUCCAAGUGGAUUUCUGGUCGACUGGUAACCCGAAUGCGAAUAAACCGGAAUGGGCAGAGCCAAUGCCAAAGUGGGGAGAUAAACAUGAGAUUCUGCAGUUUGAUGGAAAGACUUGGGUUACUACUGGAAAAAUUGAUGAUGAGACUAUGAAGAGAUGUGAAUGGUGGUCCCAUGGGUAUUAUGCUAACCCAGAUGAUCAUGAAUCAUCAAACGAAAAGGAGUUGAAGUAA